This is a messenger RNA of Anolis carolinensis (green anole), 2089 nucleotides long. RefSeq lists its product as uncharacterized. The transcript has 2 exons. The record is from RefSeq and is a predicted model, not a curated record. NCBI's taxonomy places the organism in Eukaryota, Metazoa, Chordata, Lepidosauria, Squamata, Anolidae. Gene Ontology annotation, molecular function: zinc ion binding; nucleic acid binding. Bases 181 to 1806 code for a protein of 541 amino acids.
UGUCAGAACCCUGCUACUAGAGCCUGGAUGUGGCUCUGAGUUUCAGGGUCACUGACAUUGAUAAGACACCUGCGGCUCAGGACUCGGAGAAGAAACGGCUGCUGGUCUUGGCGGGGAAUUUGCGCGGGGUUUUACUGAGCGGGAAGAGACUUUUCAAAUGAGGGGGAGGGUAUAUAAAGGAUGGUUGGCCGGAGCCUCCCAUUCUUGGCUUUUUUGAUGUUCAUGUUUCCUACAGUAAAAGUUUCUGGUGAUAUCACAGAGAGUCUCGUGUGUUCAUUCAGGAGCGGCUGUGGUGAGCUGACACUAAGCCAAGAAUACGGACACCAUCCCGCUGUAGCGGUGAGGUGUAACAUGCAAGUGGAGGAUGAAGAGCUCUUGGGCGCAGGAGGAGGAAGGUCGGAAAGGGCCACUCCCGAGCCGGACGCUGAGUUCCACCAGCUGGCGGCCCUGGCGUCAUCCACCGCUUAUGCCCAGCCAAAUGGGGUAACCCAGAGGCGUGGAGUGGUGCGGGGAGACAGCACCGGAGGAGAGGAAGGUUCACCUUCCCCAGGCCCACAAAGGAUGGUGUUUCUGGAGGAGAGGAUGUCGGCGAUGGAGACCACCCUGGCAGUGAUGUCGAGGGCGAUGGAACGCCUGGCGUUUUUGGCGGAGCCAGAGAGAGGAAGGGAAAUUCGGGCUGGCUCAAUGUGGGACGUGAGCGUGGGAAGCAGCCAGGGCUUUGCAGACCUCCCAGCACCGAAGGGAAGGGAAAUGCGAAAGGAGCCCGGCGCCCGGCCCAAGACCCAAACAAGCCUGACGCGGGUGGAGGAGAGUGACGACGAAGGGGAAAAACCUCCGAGAAUCCCAGCUACGCUCCCAGCUGAGACCCUGGUGCCCCUGGCGAAUGCCGGGCGUGGCACAGGGCCAAGAGAAGCAGCAGCGGGGCCCACUGGUCCGCAAGGGGGCUUGCGACGGGCGGAGAAUUGGGGAUUGCCACCACAGGGACCCCUACCGAGACGAGAGGAACUAAGGAUCGAGUUUGGGGGAGAGUCCUCUGAACUGGAUUUUUUCCUGACCACGGUGAGGGGCUAUAUGGAGGACAAUGCUCACACUUUUAGAACGGAAUCCAGCCGGAUACGGGCCAUUGGUGCAGUGUUGAAGAGGGGAGCGGCCAGCUGGUACGUUCAGCUGCACGCGCGGCGCGACCCAUGUCUGGGGUCACUCCGACGCUUUAUGGGGGCCCUGGAGACCCGUUUCCGAGAUCCACUGGAGCAGAUCCGGGCGAGGGAGAAGUUGAAGACCGUCUCCCAGGGGCAGAGGUCGGUAUCUGAGUAUGCGGAGGAGUUCCAAUGCCUCGCCGAAAAGGUGCCGGAAUGGUCUGCAGUAACAAAGAUAGAACUCUUCAAAGAGGGUCUCAGGCGGGAGAUCCUCUCCUGGGCGGUGCAUCGUGAUGAGCCUGACACACUGCGCGGAUGGAUUCAGCUGGCGGGGCGCGUCGAGACAUCGCUGGCCCAGGCGAGGAGGCACCGAGGAGGGCUACAGCAGCGGCCGCAGAUGAAAGAGGGGAGCCGGAAGGAGGGAUCAACCCCAGCCGGGAGGAGAGCGGAGCCGACAGGGAACGUGAGCGCCAGCAGGAGUGGCUGCUUCGUGUGCGGCCGGUUGGGCCACAGGGCUGCCGAGUGCUGGCAGAGAAAAGGGGAAGGCGGAGGCCCGCCCAAACCAAGAGCCGUGGCAGGGAAACGCGCCGAGGAAGAACCACCGAUGAGGCACCACUCGGGGGGGUUGGACGAAGGGGAGGAGGACGCCAUGUCAGAACCCUGCUACUAGAGCCUGGAUGUGGCUCUGAGUUUCAGGGUCACUGACAUUGAUAAGACACCUGCGGCUCAGGACUCGGAGAAGAAACGGCUGCUGGUCUUGGCGGGGAAUUUGCGCGGGGUUUUACUGAGCGGGAAGAGACUUUUCAAAUGAGGGGGAGGGUAUAUAAAGGAUGGUUGGCCGGAGCCUCCCAUUCUUGGCUUUUUUGAUGUUCAUGUUUCCUACAGUAAAAGUUUCUGGUGAUAUCACAGAGAGUCUCGUGUGUUCAUUCAGGAGCGGCUGUGGUGAGCUGACA